AUGUCGACUUGGGAGAGCACAGCCCGUGAUUUUCAGGAGAUGUGUGACUUCCCCAACUGUGUCGGUGCCAUAGAUGGCAAACAUGUAGCCGUUCAGAACCUUCCAAACGGAGGAUCAGAGUUCUUUAACUACAAGGGCUAUUACAGCAUCGUGCUACUAGCUGUCUGUGACGCAAGAUACAGGUUCUUGAAAGUGCACAUUGAGGAGCAGGGCCGAGGGAGUGACGGGGGCAUAUUCCGAAAUACGGACUUUGGAGCUCAGCUAGCCAGUAGAUGCCUGGAUAUUCCGCAACCAAAGAAACUGCAAAAGAGCUCGGUGCAUUUAGCGCAUGUAAUCGUGGGAGAUGAAGCAUUCCCACUUUUGCUGAACUUAAUGCGGCCAUACCCAGGGAAGCAGCUUAAUCUGAUUGAUUGA
This is a messenger RNA of Ornithodoros turicata, 414 nucleotides long. RefSeq lists its product as uncharacterized. Lineage: Eukaryota; Metazoa; Arthropoda; Arachnida; Ixodida; Argasidae. The transcript has a single exon. The record is from RefSeq and is a predicted model, not a curated record. Bases 1 to 414 code for a protein of 137 amino acids.